This is a messenger RNA of Dryobates pubescens (Downy woodpecker), 1380 nucleotides long. It is a transcript of the gene TMEM52, whose product is annotated as transmembrane protein 52. The coding region runs from base 275 to 796 and encodes 173 amino acids. NCBI's taxonomy places the organism in Eukaryota, Metazoa, Chordata, Aves, Piciformes, Picidae. The record is from RefSeq and is a predicted model, not a curated record. The transcript is spliced from 5 exons.
GAGCCCAGCCGAGCGCUGGGGCCCGGGGCAGUGGGACGUGGAGCUCGCCCCCGCCGGGCCGCGCCUCCUGCCGCCGUUGGACGCCGGCGCCGCCGGCCGGGUCACGGGCCCCCGCGUCACAACGAGCCGGUAUUUAUUCCCUGCCUGCCCGGAACGGCGUGUGCAGACCUGCAGCUGUCCUUGAAGAGACUCCCGGCUCUGCCCACCCCGCUCCAAGGCAGCGCUCCCGGCUUCUGAGAAUAACUGCAGGAACCCUCACCAAUGCUCUCAGAACAUGUCUGAUUGGACAGGUCUAUGGUAUAUAUGGUUAAUCUUGCUGGUCUUGUUCCUGCUUCUCUUCUGUGGGGUCAUAGCAAGCUUCAUCAAAUUCUGCUACCGGAAGAAGAGGUUUUCAGUUGAGACCUUCUCGAGGCACCCUUGUGAUUUGUCAGUUAUUGGCAUUGACAGUGACAGCACUGCCCACAGCACAGUGACCUCAUACAGCUCGUGGCAGUACCCUCUGAGUGUCCCUAUUCCUUCCAUGUUUGUGGAUAUGGAUAAGAACACUGUGUUCCCUCCAGCUUACAGUCUCUAUGCAGUGGAGCUGCCACCUUCUUAUGACGAAGCUGUCCAAAUGGGUAAACAGUACAAUGAAGUAGCACAGACAAGCCAGAAGCUCAAUGACAGCCCUGGAGAGGUGACAUCAGGUGGGCUGGAUCCCACCCAGUAUUCCCCUGAUGCAAUCAAUAGAGGUCCAGCACCCCAAGCAAACUCAGAGAAUGCAGAAGAUGCAGCACAAGAACGACCACAUCUCUGAUCCCUUUCAGAUGGGGAGUAAAGGAGGGCAGACUGUGAGAGUUAAGGAAGAUGUGAAGAGCUUGGUUUUAGAAACAGGUUGUGAUGGAAAGAUAUUUCUGCUCCUGCCCUUGUAAUGAUAUUUCAGUUGGAAGAACUGUGGCUGCUCUAAUCUCCCUGUAAAGCUUCUUCAAGGACAUGAAACAAAGUAGAAACCUUUUUAAAUGCCUGUAAAAGUGGGACAUGAAUGAUUGUUCAUCUUCUAAUUAAAAAGAUCUAUAUUCCUUGUGUCCAGAAUCUCACAGUAAAAAGGGGCAAGGGAAUGUUGCCAUCUUGGGAACACACAGGAUGAGUCAGUACAAGCAGUAAGUUGUUGUUCUGGAACAGAAACUUCCCAAACUGGAGUUGAAAGGGGAGUCCCAGCAAGUCACAUUGAAUAGCCUCUGUAGUUUCUCCUCUUAAGUGUCCAGAGAAUUGCUGGAGUGCCAGUUGCUAGGUACUGGCACAUGCUCCAUGAACUGCAGGAGGAUGGCAAGCAAGGCCAGGGAAGUGUGUGGAGAGAGCUUUAUGUUGUGUUUCACAACUAGAGACAAUGAGACAGGAGAA